AAUUUCUCUAUUGAAUGUAAAAUUUCCCUUCCAUCCGCAAUUUUCUCAAGAAACCCUAAUCCACAACCAUCGACCUUUCUUCUCCCAUCCUAUUUCUUAUAAUUAUUAUUACAGUUUUUUUUUUUCCCUAUUGAAUUCUCUUUUUCUCAGUGCCACCGGAAUAGGAGCAGCAAACUCCUGUCUCUUACACCUUUUUAUUCGAAUUUGUCUUAUAGACUUCUCACUUUGCCUUCUCCAAGCAUAAUUGAAGCAAGGGGAUUGAAAAUAGGUUGAAGAAAUUUAACACGAUUUCCCGUGCUUGUGAUUUGGUUUUGUUUUGAUGUUUGAAACGUUGGGUCAGCUCCCUCGGAUGGAAAGCUGUGAUCUUUGGUAGAUUAUAUUGAGGUGGACAAAGUUUGUGAUUUCCGAGCUGCAGGUUUCUCUUGAAGAUAGAAUAGUUCCUAUAGAGUUUUUGUUAAUUGUGUCUAAUAGCUUAGCAAGGUUGGCCAUUAUUCAAGUUGUUGCCAAGAAUGGUUUCUGAAUUGAUUAAUGCUAAUCCCAUUGUUUAUGAGAAGAAGGAACGUCGAGUUCGAAUCCCAGCAGCUGAUGUGGAUGAAUAUGCUGUUGAACCAAUUGACCAACUAGAAAUAUUUGAUCAUCUUAGAGACAUAAAAGAUCCAGAGCAUCCUUAUUCUUUAGAAGAGCUGAAAGUUAUAUCAGAAGAUGCCGUUGAAGUAGAUGACAAGCGGAGCUAUGUCAGGGUCACAUUCACUCCAACUGUUGAGCACUGCAGCAUGGCAACAAUCAUUGGCUUGUGCUUGCGAGUGAAACUUAUGCGCUGUUUGCCUUCUCGUUAUAAAGUUGAUAUUAGAGUCGCACCAGGAACUCAUGCCACUGAAGCUGCAGUAAAUAAGCAAUUGAACGACAAAGAACGAGUCGCUGCAGCUUUGGAAAAUCCCAACCUCGUGGACAUAGUUGACGAAUGCCUUGCUCCAUCUUAUGAAUCGUGAAAGUAGAGGUGAUACACCAUGGAUAACUUGAAUGUUCAUCAAGCUCUCUCCUAUGGCUCCGUAAAAUCCCCCAUAUUUUUUCUGUAGCCUGCUGAGUGAUUGCAGAUUUUGCUUCUUUCUCUUUUCCUAAAUGUAAUGUUAUUAACAUUUAUACAACAAUUAUUUCUGUUCAUUGAGCUCUGUUGUCUCUAUAAAGGUUGCUUAGUAUUUGUUGUAUCAAGUGAGUAAAACAGAUUAGCCGACAAGCUUGCUAA
Molecule: messenger RNA, 1243 nt
Organism: Ipomoea triloba (trilobed morning glory)
Lineage: Eukaryota; Viridiplantae; Streptophyta; Magnoliopsida; Solanales; Convolvulaceae
Product: protein AE7-like
Exons: 5
Coding region: 510-989 (159 amino acids)
Biological process (GO): iron-sulfur cluster assembly
Source: RefSeq, a predicted model, not a curated record